Messenger RNA from Drosophila subpulchrella, 4604 nucleotides. RefSeq names its product blastoderm-specific protein 25D (gene Bsg25D). The transcript is spliced from 8 exons. Gene Ontology annotation, molecular function: calcium ion binding. The record is from RefSeq and is a predicted model, not a curated record. The coding region runs from base 339 to 3707 and encodes 1122 amino acids. Lineage: Eukaryota; Metazoa; Arthropoda; Insecta; Diptera; Drosophilidae. Gene Ontology annotation, biological process: microtubule anchoring at centrosome. Gene Ontology annotation, cellular component: centrosome.
UGCUUGGUAUUACUGCAUUAUUGUUUUUUAUCAACUCAACUCGCCAGAAAUUACGCUAUCCCUAUCCCAAAAAACCGCAAACGCGCGAGUGUUUAUGUUUCGUCUCCAAGUGCAUAUCAUAGAUUAGUAGUCUUAGUAAACCCGCAGAACUCCGGCUGUCUAAAAAUACACGCGUAAUUCCCCCCUCCCACGCACACGAUAUUUUUUUUGUUUUCGACCCCUGACUGCGCUUGUGGAUUUUCCCCCAAAAAAAAAAAGUAGAAAAGGAAAUCAUAAUACGCAAUUGGGCACCCUAUCGAUUUCACCGGCCGCAAACUGAAUUCCCCAGGAUACGGAUAAUGGAGGUUUCCGCCGAUCCGUACGAGCAGAAGCUCUAUCAAAUGUUCCGGAGCUGCGAGAAAAAUGGAAACGGCCUGCUGGACGAGAAAUCUCUGCUGAAACUGUGCUCCCUGCUGGAGCUCCGGGAUCAGGGAUCCGCCCUGAUCACCAGUUUAGGAGGCAGUCACCAGAUGGGCGUGUCCUUUGGCCAGUUCAAGGAGGCUCUGCUCAACUUCCUGGGAUCGGAAUUCGAUGGAACCACGACGUCAUCGGGUUUUAUGGAGCGUUCGCUUGUGAUCACGGAUGAGCCCCUGACCAGCACAUAUAUCGAGAGUCCGCCCGAGUCUUCCGACCGCGAAGUGUCGCCCAAACUCAUUGUGGGCACCAAGAAGUACGGACGCCGCUCUAGGCCGCAUCAGGGAAUCUACGAGUUGUCCGUCACGGAUUCGGACAAUACGGAUGAGGAUCAGCUGCAGCAGCAGCAGAAGCAGCGGAGUCUCAACGGCUGCGAUGAGCUGGGAGUUCAGGUCCAACGUUCCUCGUCCCAGAGCGAUCUUCCUGGCAGUCGGCGCCUGCGUUCAGUUCACACCAGCGGGAGCAAACUGAAGAGAUGUGCCUCGCUGCCAGCCCGCCGGAGUCUUCAGUCCAAGAUGCACAACACCUCCACGGGAGCGGCAACAUCGCCGACGGCCGCGGCCAAGAUGAAGCAGCUCUCCAUCCAGACACAGCACAGCAGCAGCGUUGAGUCCCUGGGCCAUCACCUGGCCGCCAAUUCCGCACCGUCGUCCGAGCACCGAAGAUGCUACCACGGCGGCCGUUGGUCAUGUUGCAAAGACACGGUGACGCCUCAGCAACUGGAGACGAUCUCUGUGCACAGCAUCAUCGAAGCCUGGGAGUUGGCCAGCAUUCCCAGUAGUCGCACCCUGCUCCACAUCCUAGGAUUCGAUGAGGAAGAGGAGGUCAAUCUGCUGCAGCUGACCAAGGCGCUGGAGGAGGAGCUGCGUGGUCUCGAAGGGGAUCAGGAGCAGUCGAAUAUGCUGCGUGCCCUGGCUGCUCUGCAGGCCACUGAGUUGGGUAACUACCGACUGGCCUUCCGUCAGCAGCACGAGGAGAACCUCAAGCUUAGAGCCGACAAUAAGGCGGCGAACCAAAGGGUUGCCCUGCUGGCCGUGGAGGUGGAUGAGCGGCAUGCCUCGCUGGAGGACAGCUCCAAGCAGCAGGUGCAGCAGCUGGAGCAGCGACAUGCCAGCAUGGUGAGGGAACUCACACUGCGGAUGAGCAAUGAUCGCGAUCAUUGGACCAGCAUGACGGGAAAGCUGGAGGCGCAGCUUAAGUCCCUCGAGCAGGAUGAGAUCCGCCUUAAAACGGAACUCGAACUGCUGAGGACUGAGAACUCAGAGCUGGAGUCGGAGCAGCAGAAGGCACAUGUCCAACUCACCGAGCUACUCGAACAGAACAUUAAGCUCAACCAGGAACUGGCCCAGCGGCCGAGCAGCAUUAGUGGCACACCCGAGCACAGUCCAAUGCGUCCGAGGAGGCACAGCGAGGACAAGGAGGAGGAGAUGCUGCAACUGAUGGAGAAGCUGGCUGCCCUCCAAAUGGAGAACGCCCAGCUGCGUGACAAGACUGACGAACUGACCAUCGAAAUUGAGAGCUUAAAUGUGGAACUGAUCCGUUCGAAAAGCAAGGGAAAGAAGCAGGAAAAGCAGGAGAAACAGGAGGAGCAGGAGGCGGCUGCCACGGCCACCAAAAGGCGUGGCGACUCGCCGAGCAAAGCACAUCUCACAGAGGAGAGCCCGCGACUGGGAAAGCAACGCAAGUGCACUGAAGGCGACCAAAGUGAUGCCAGCAAUAGCGGCGAUUGGUUGGCUUUGAACUCCGAGCUCCAAAGAAGUCAAAGCCAGGAUGAGGAACUAACUAGCCUCAGGCAACGGGUGGCUGAUUUGGAGAAGGAAUUAAAAGCCGCCAAGGAGGGCAGAUCUCUCACUCCCGAAAGCCGCUCCAAGGAACUGGAGGCUAGCCUCGAGCAAAUGCAGCGCGCCUAUGAGGAUUGCGAGGACUACUGGCAAUCGAAACUCAGCGAAGAGCGGCAGAUGUUCGAGAAGGAGCGCCAGAUCUACGAGGAUGAGCAGCACGAGAGCGACAAGAAGUUCACCGAGCUGAUGGAAAAGGUGCGCGAGUACGAGGAGCAGUUCAGCAAGGAUGGACGACUGUCGCCCAUCGAUGAGCGUGAUAUGCUGGAGCAGCAGUAUGUGGAACUGGAGGCCGAGGCAGCCCAACUGCGCUCGAGUUCCAUUCAAAUGCUCGAGGAGAAGGCUCAGGAAAUUGGCUCUCUGCAAUCGGAGAUCGAAGAUCUGCGACAGAGAUUGGGUGAGAGCGUGGAGAUUCUCACGGGUGCCUGUGAACUCACCUCGGAAUCGGUGGCCCAACUAAGUGCCGAGGCUGGCAAAAGUCCUGCCAGCUCGCCCAUCAGCUACCUCUGGCUGCAAAGCACCAUCCAGGAGCCGGCGAAAUCCCUUGCCGACACCAGAGAUGAAGCCACCGCCAGUGCCAUCGAACUGCUGGGGGGCUCACCAUCGCACAAGACAGCCAGCCGCAAUAACCUCACCACUUCGGAGACCUCGAUCUUCAGCACUACCCCCUUCGAGAGUUCUCCCUCGGGUCCUUCGCCCACGAAUAGUGGCAAAACCCACGCCUUUGCCGCCAACACCGGUCCAGCUCCCAUCAGCAAACCCAAGCGGGCCCAGAGUCCCCAGCAGGCUCCAUCUGAGGGAGAGAUUGCCGAUUGCGAGACCUCGUCGACGGCGUCCAACAAGAGCUUCGAGUCCAACAGUAAAACAUCUUGCCUUAGCCACGAAAAGUGCAGCAGUCCGUCGGCACUGAAGGAGGAGCUGAAGCGCCUUAAGUUCUUCGAGCUCUCCCUCAAGGAGCAGAUCAAGGACCUGAGCCUGCAACGCGACGGUUUGGUAAUGGAACUGCAGCAGUUGCAGGAGGCGCGGCCUGUGCUCGAAAAGGCCUAUGCGCGAACCACGCAUCCAACGCUUCAGCAGCGACUGAACCAAUUGGAGCUGCGAAAUCGCCAUCUGCAGAAUGUCAUCAAGCAGCAGCAGCAGUACACAGAGUCCCUGAUGCAGCAAUCCUGGCGGCAGCAUCAAGUGGAGCUCAAUGAACUACACAGCCGGAUCGAAACGCAGGGUGUUAUGCUGGCCGAUCAGACGCAGCGUCUGCAGAGUGCCGACAUCCUGGUGAAGGAUCUGUAUGUGGAGAACUCUCAUCUGACGGCCACAGUGCAGCGGUUGGAGCAACAGCGGGCUAGGGUGAACCUCAUCCAUCAGCAGCAGCAGCAACAGCAGCGACUUGUGGGCGGCGGACUGCCCGGCAUGCCUUAGUUUGCCAAAGAUUGGCAAACGGAUAUUAGUUUAUAGUUAAAACAAAAGACAAAAAACCUGAGGAGAAAGGUGCUCAGCAUCAGCAGACAUCGAACAUGCACCUAUAUAUCGUUAUGAAUGUAUACAACACUCGGUAGAUUAAGUUUGCAUACUCGUCGUAUACGUACGUGGCGUUUUUUGUGAAUGAUUGUGCAUCCAAAUCCAUGUUGUUCGACACGAGAGCACCGCAGCAAUAACUAAAGUGACUUUAACUUAAACUCACCCACGCGCAAAUGAGGAACAAUCCACACUAGUGUACCACAUCUAGUAAUCGACUAACUUAUACGAACGGAGAAACUAUUUACACAAACCAAAUCAUACUCGAUUGAACAAUGGUACCCACAUAUAGUUAUAUGUUCGUUCAUGUCUCACUGCAAUGUUGAACUUACUAAUUGACAAAUGAAAUAGUUAUCGUAUAUUAAUUAUAUUAGAAGAAACAGUAUUUUAAAUUUGUUAUGCGUCUGACUAGGCGAGCACGUUUAUCAAUGUUUACCACGUGCCCAAUCAAAUGCAUUCGGAAUUGUUGUUAAUUUUAUUGGUAGAGAAAACGAAAAUGAGCGAAAAAAAUGAUCUAUGAUAUUGAUAUAAUAUGUAACGACAAAAAGACCUGUAAAGCUGUAAUUAUACACACGAAUCUAUGUAUUUAAAUUGCGAUUUAAGUUAGCCAAUACUCUUCAAUAUUGCUUUUGCGAACGCGACUUUUUGUUAACCCGUUUUCGUCCCAAUAACUCACUCUAUUUAAAUGUAAAAACCUCGACUUAGUUUACUUGCCACUCGAUUCACGUGACUGUCGUAAUCGGUGCUUCAAUCAAUACUUUCGAUCAAAAUAUAAAUUUACUUUUUAAAAGUAUAAAAAAA